Ctenopharyngodon idella (grass carp) is the source of this 3959-nucleotide messenger RNA. RefSeq names its product Rap guanine nucleotide exchange factor (GEF) 5b (gene rapgef5b). The transcript has 26 exons. Gene Ontology annotation, molecular function: guanyl-nucleotide exchange factor activity. The record is from RefSeq and is a predicted model, not a curated record. Gene Ontology annotation, cellular component: plasma membrane. Gene Ontology annotation, biological process: Ras protein signal transduction; positive regulation of GTPase activity. NCBI's taxonomy places the organism in Eukaryota, Metazoa, Chordata, Actinopteri, Cypriniformes, Xenocyprididae. The coding region runs from base 144 to 2738 and encodes 864 amino acids.
UGUAAACGAGUCUUGCGCUUUUACUGGUUAUAGACGACUAUCGAUUUCAUGUGCACACCUGAUGAUAAACAUCCGUCGUUGAUUUCUAUGUGGGAGUCCGCGCUUUCUUUCGUCCUUCAACCUUGUGCUGACUUGUCCUGGACAUGGACGUGGUGGAUGAGAGUCCGUCUGUUAAGAGUCUCAUAAGUAAAGUUCUUGAAGAUCACAGGAGCAGCAGAACUGAUCCUCCUCUCUUACUGAAGAAUGGCUCUCAGUUUAAGAAGGACCUGGAAGCUAUUAUAUCUCAGAAGCAGCCACCUGAGUCCAUCCGCACUUCAAAUGCAGGACAGUCUAGACACAAGGCUUGCGUGAAUAAUGUGCCGUGUGCCGGCCGAGCACUGAGGAAUGCUUUCUUAUCCAAUGGCCAGGAUAACUGGAAAGCACAUAUUAAACUGGCAAGAAUCAUCAGGAGGACAUGUACUGGUCUGGAGCUGGUGGAAUGGCUGAUGGAUCAUUUUGAAUUUAUCCAGAACAGGGCAAUGGCUUCCAAAAUCUGGAACAUUCUCCUGGACUUGGGUAUUCUGCUUUCAGUGGAGCAGAACAAUUUCUUUGAGGACUCCAGGUCUUUGUACCAGUUCACCUUUGAGGAAUGUGAGGCCCAGAGCUGUGAUUUCAGAAAUCAGGUCAACUGGCUGAGUGCAGUACAUCUGCUGCUACAGCUGGUCCCAUACGUGCAGCUUCGCACUGGAACCCACAAGCGUAGCAAUCAAGAAGAUGCGCAGAAAUCAUCUGAUGCUUGUAAUCCACUUCUUCAAAUGAGAGCAUUGGAGCAUCUCACCUCAACAGUGCAGAAUGAACUGUUGGCAGCUUUGGCUCGCAAGGCACAGACUAAAUCAAUGAUGGAGGAGAGCAGUCCAGAGCACAAUACUAACACGCCAGUACCAUCUCCAACUCCUGCUGUGCGCAAGCAGGGCCCUGGGGCUGGUAUGCGCGAUAGAGAGGAUAUCAGCCGUUUGGAGAUGGUCCAGAGACUGGCCAAGGACGGAUGCCGCCUUUUACACAGCCCGCUCAAAGCUACCGAAAGGCCUGCUGAGCCCCCCAGUGACGCAGCAGUCCGUGUGUGUGAGAGAGAGCGGAGCCACGAGGUCCUGCUGCCUCAGAGGACGACGUCACCGAGAGCUCCCUCCUCCUCCUCCUGCUCCUGGAUCGGGAGGUACGCUGCUGUGCCUGCCACCCCUGAAAAGGUUUUGGAGCAUCUGCUGGGCCACCUGAGGCUGGACGAGGAGCAAAAGAGCCCCCAGAGCAGAGAGACAGAGAGUCUACUGGAUGACUUCCUCCUGACAUAUCCUGUGUUCAUGUCCACCAGUGACCUGUGCCAAGCACUACUUGGUCACUAUUGUUCAAAGAAAGGACGGAUGAAAGAGGAAGGGAGAGACACUCUACUUAGGAAACGAAAAGUGCUGCACCUGCUCUCCCAGUGGAGCUCACUGUGCACAGACCUGCCGCAGGACGAUGAGCACGCCAAACUAUUCCUCAAGACUCUGUACAGAUAUGUUCUGGAUGAUCUCUAUGAGUUUCCCUCUCUGGAGAAGGACCUCAAAGAACUUCAGAAACUUCUAAGGAUGCAAAGGAGACACACGGUAGAUGAAUCCUCUCCGCAGAAGAAGAAUAAAGCGCUCUUCCACCAGCUGAGUUUGAAAGAGAACUGGCACCCUGUAAGAGGAGCUCAGAGGGAUAGGAAGGAAGUGCUGUGUCGCGUGUACGUGACCAUAGAUUCAUACGUGAGCGUGAGGACGCACAGUGACGUAUCCGUGCAGGAACUGCUGAGGACUGUGGCCGAAAGGCUUGACUAUGCUGAGGACGACAUGGUGUUGAUGGCCGUCGCAUAUCCUGGAGAGAAGGUUCUGCUUCAGUCGGAUCAGUGUGUGUUCUCGUCUUCACUCAGUGCCGCUGAGAGACUGCUCGUCUGCAGAAGAGACCUGACUGAGAUCAUGAGUCCCUUUACUGAUAAUGGGCAGCAGCACUCAGUAAAGAUGCUGAGCAUGAACACAUGGGAUGUUGCCGUGUCGCUCACCAACUGUGACUGGAGUCUCUUUACUAACGUCCAUGAGCAAGAGCUGGUGCAUUUUACGCUGAGCCGCGAUGCGAGCGCUGGCCACACGGUGGCGCUGGAGCAGCUGUUGCAGCGCUGUAACGAGACUCAGCAGUGGGUGAUGACCGAAGUGCUUCUGUGCCCAACCCUCUGCAAACGUGUGCAGCUCUUUAAAAAAUUCAUCAAGAUCGCAGCACACUGUAAAGCACAGAGGAACCUGAACUCAUUCUUUGCGAUUAUUAUGGGACUGAACAGUCCGGCUGUCAGUCGACUCACUCAGACAUGGGAGAAAGUCCCUGGGAAGUUCAGGAAGUUGUUCUCUGAGCUGGAGAGCCUGACGGACCCUUCUUUAAACCAUAAAGCCUACAGAGAUGCCUUUAGGAAGAUGAAGUCUCCCAAGAUCCCUUUCCUACCUCUGCUUCUGAAAGAUAUUACCUUCAUUCAUGAGGGCAACAAAACCUUUCUCGACAACCUGGUCAACUUCGAUAAGCUACACAUGAUAGCAGACACGGUGCGGAUUAUCAGACAGUGUCGGACAGAUCACAUGGGAAACAUGUUGUCCCAGAAGGACAGCGUGGAAGUGAGAACGUACAUCAAUUACCUGCACGUCAUCGACAAUCAACAGACUCUAUUUGAGCUCUCACACAGACUUGAGCCCAGGACAUAGAACAACUCGAUAAAUCCUAAAUCUACUACUGAACGAGACAGGACAACAGAAGAGUAAGUCCUCCACUAGGGGGAGACACUCUCACACCUACCACACAGAGCAGAUACAUGUAUUGCACAGCCAAAGAAAUCUCUACAAGAUCAAUAAUGUGAAAGAAAGAAAGAAAGAAGCUGAAUCAUGCAAGACUGUGAAAUAUAAAAUUGGCUUCUGAAAUCUACAGAACAGUUGUAACAGGAAUGAAACAUUACAGUGAUCCAGUAUUCUGUAAGUUACAGUACAGAAACAUCAUGUUUAGAAUCAGAUGUUUAUUAACAGCAGACUGUCACUCAGUAGUGUAGGACAGAGUUUUAGUUGUUUUGAGCCAGUUUGCCACUACAAAAUAGUUUCACAAAUGGAGCCAGAGAUGUUUUUUUUUAACAUAUGCAUAUAUGAGAAAAUAAUCUUCAUGUCUGUGUAGUUCAAUUAAUACGAAAUAUGAGCUACAUACACAAAUCAUAAAACAAUUUGAUGCCUUUUUAUAUCAUGCUCAACAAACUAUUUGUAGACAAUCAGAAAAAUAUCUCAAGGCAGCACACUGUAUUUUAGGUACAGCAUUGCUACCAGAAGCGAGAAGUAGAACUCUAGAUUAAAGCGACCAUUAGUUGAACUUAAGGACACUAUAAGGACAUCUUAAAAUAAUGCAUAUCUUUGCAAUUGCAAGGUCUAUGCAAUUUUUUUUUUUGCAGAAAUAAUUGGACUAACUUCAUUGGAAAGGCCCUGUUUGAAAUCAACUGUGAGCUGUGAUGGCACUAGAUGUUGCUUGAAGAAAGCAAAUGUAUAGAUUUCUUGUACAAGCUGUACUUUGACUUGUGAGACAUUAAGAUAUUUAUUAAACAACAAAGUUGUCCCUGAUUCAGAAGGGAAGACAACACCUAGGUUUUAAAUACAAAGAAAUGAUGUAAUGUAAAUGUGAUCAGAUGGUCUGAAGGAUUUGGCAACGCCAUUGAUUGACCAGUCUGAUAAUGCCUGUGAGGUUCAUACUGUAUUUGAACUCUGUAAAUACUAAGACUUUUUUUUUUAAAAAUAAUAAUAAAUAAAUAAAAAAAACAGGCCAUAAAGCAAUAGAAAGGUGUACAUCUCACCUUCAGAAAAAAAAAUGUUAGCAGUGACUGACUGUAGCUGCUGUUUGCACUAGUUUUCUUCAAUAAGAGCCUGACAUUAAAGAAAAAAAAAAAAUCCUUU